UUUUACGUUUUCAAUUGUUUACAUUUUUUACAGCAGCCGCUAUUAUUAUUUUCACCUGUUCACCAUAUUAGUAAAAUCAGAAAAAUAUUAUAAUUUUUAUUCACACAAAUUUGCUGAUAGUUUCCUUCGAUUUCUUGAUGGCUGGUAAUUUUUGGCAAAGUUCCCAUUCUCAGCAAUGGAUUCUGGAUCGCCAGGAUCUUAUACGAGAACGACAAUAUGACCUGCAAUUGCUCACCGAAGAGGAGUAUCAAAAAGUUUUUAUAUUUUUCGCUAAUGUUAUCCAAGUUUUGGGCGAACAAUUAAAGUUACGUCAACAGGUCAUUGCCACCGCCACAGUGUACUUUAAGCGUUUCUACGCAAGAAAUUCAUUGAAAAAUAUUGAUCCUUUAUUGCUGGCUCCCACUUGUAUAUUAUUGGCGUCGAAGGUGGAAGAAUUUGGUGUGAUCUCAAAUUCUCGCUUGAUAUCCAUUUGUCAAUCAGUUAUAAAGAGCAAAUUUAAUUAUGCUUACACCCAAGAUUUUCCCUAUCGUACAAAUCAUAUUUUGGAGUGCGAAUUUUAUUUGUUGGAAAAUCUGGAUUGUUGUCUAAUCGUGUAUCAGCCUUAUAGGCCACUUUUGCAAUUAGUUCAAGAUGUGGGUCAAGAGGACCAACUGUUGACAUUGAGCUGGCGUAUUGUUAAUGAUUCGUUAAGGACCGAUGUUUGUCUGCUGUAUCCACCAUAUCAGAUUGCUAUUGCAUGUUUACAAAUUGCCUGUGUUAUUUUGCAAAAAGAUUCUAUGAAACAGUGGUUUGCCGAACUUAAUGUUGAUCUCGAUAAGGUGCAAGAAAUAGUACGAGCAAUUGUGAAUUUAUUUGAGCUAUGGAAAGAUUGGAAAGAAAAAGAUGAAAUACAAAUGUUGUUGGCUAAAAUUCCUAAACCAAAACCAGCACCUCAACGUUAAAACAAUUUAUUUAACAGCAUUUACAUAUGUAUGAAAAUUAAAAAAAAAUAUGAAAAAUUUAUUUAUCAUCAAAAUAAUUUUUAAGUUAUGAGCUCA
Molecule: messenger RNA, 1037 nt
Organism: Lucilia sericata (common green bottle fly)
Lineage: Eukaryota; Metazoa; Arthropoda; Insecta; Diptera; Calliphoridae
Gene: CycC
Product: cyclin-C
Exons: 2
Coding region: 138-941 (267 amino acids)
Biological process (GO): positive regulation of transcription by RNA polymerase II
Cellular component (GO): nucleus; mediator complex
Molecular function (GO): cyclin-dependent protein serine/threonine kinase regulator activity
Source: RefSeq, a predicted model, not a curated record